Molecule: messenger RNA, 606 nt
Organism: Lathyrus oleraceus (garden pea)
Lineage: Eukaryota; Viridiplantae; Streptophyta; Magnoliopsida; Fabales; Fabaceae
Exons: 3
Coding region: 1-606 (201 amino acids)
Source: RefSeq, a predicted model, not a curated record
AUGGCUUGGACUAAAGUUCAGAAGGCGCAGUUCGAUACUCAAAUGGUUUUAGAGGAAGCUGAAGACUUAUGGGAUAAUGUGCGUCAGAGACUGGAGGUUAUAAGUACUAAGAUUACUUGGGUAGUGUUCAAAGCUUAUUUUCUCGAGAAAUACUUUCCUGAGUACAUACAUAGUAAGAAGGAAAUCGAGUUCCUUGAGCUGAAACAAGGAAAUUCAACAGUUGUGGAGUAUGCUGCUAAGUUUGAAGAGCUGGUGAAGUUUUGUCCACACUACAAUAAUGUGGAUGUUGAAGGGUUGAAGUGUAUCAAGUUAGAGAGCAGAUUGCAUCCCGAGAUCAAGCAAGGUAUUGGGUAUCAAGAUUUUCGACCAUUUUCUGUACUGGGUCAUACUAGUACUCAGUGUGAAAAACCUAAAAAGGAUCAAUCUAGAGGGAAAGUUUUUGCGUUGUCUGGAGCAGAUACUACUGCAUAUGAUAGCUUGAUUCGAGUGUUUGCUAUGAGUGGUAGCAUGGUCAUUGAUACCCCAACUAAUGGUUUAGUGACUACUUCAUUGGUGUGUUUGAAUUGUCCCUUGACAAUUUAUGGUAGAAAUUUUGGAAGGACUUAG